Messenger RNA from Salvelinus namaycush (lake trout), 4470 nucleotides. Its product is annotated as mucin-5B-like. Bases 1 to 4470 code for a protein of 1489 amino acids. Gene Ontology annotation, cellular component: extracellular matrix. The transcript is spliced from 30 exons. The record is from RefSeq and is a predicted model, not a curated record. Gene Ontology annotation, molecular function: protein binding. NCBI's taxonomy places the organism in Eukaryota, Metazoa, Chordata, Actinopteri, Salmoniformes, Salmonidae.
AUGUCAAGGAUACCUGAGAUCGCAGGAGUGAGUCCUAUACAUAAUGGCCAAGUCUGCAGUACGUGGGGUAACUACCACUUCAAGACCUUUGACGGAGACAUCUUUCAGCUCCCCUCCACCUGCAACCAUGUUGUGACCUCACUGUGUAAGAGCAGCUAUGAGGAUUUCAACAUCCAGAUGAGGCGGCAGGUGGUGAACAACCAGCCCACCAUUAGCAAGAUCACCAUGAAGCUGGAUGGUGUAGUGGUGGAGCUAUCCAAGGGUUCAGUUGUUGUUAAUGGGAAUAAUGCCACCUUACCAUUCAGCCAGUCUGGUAUUCUCAUUGAAGAGACUCCCUCCUACAUCAAGAUCAAAGCAAAACUGGGAUUGGUAGCCAUAUGGAACCAGGAUGAUUCCUUCUUGGUGGAGAUGGACAUCAAAUUCAGAAAUAAGACCUGUGGUCUAUGUGGAGAUUUUAAUGGAAUUCAGCAAUUUGAUGAGUUCUAUAGCCAUGGUAUGAAAUUGUCCCCUGUCGACUUCGGAAACUUCUGGAAAUUGGAUGGUCCCACUGAAAGCUGUACUGAAAACACACUGCCUUCAAAUCAGAAUUGCCCCAAUCUGAAACCAGUUUGUGAGCAGUUGCUCUCCGGUCCUGCCUUCAGCAGCUGUAAGGACUUGUUGGCCAUUGACUCAUUUGUUGAGUCCUGUGUAUCUGACCUGUGCCACUGUGAUAACAGCACCAAGUCCUUCUGCCUAUGCAACACUAUCUCAGAGUACUCCCGCCAGUGUGUUCAUGCAGGCGGGAAGCCCAAGCAAUGGAGGACUGAACAGUUCUGCUAUAAGACCUGCCCCUUCAACAUGGAGUACCAGGAGUGUGGAAACCCCUGUGUUGACACCUGCUCCAACCCCGAGAGAGGCCAGCUGUGUGAGGAACACUGCUCAGAUGGCUGCUUUUGUCCUCCAGGAACCGUUUUUGAUGACGUCAACAAGAAUGGUUGUAUCGCCUUGAGUCAAUGCUACUGCCGCCACAAUGGAAAAACCUACGUACCCGGAGAGUCUUAUUCAAGCACUUGUAAAGAUUGCUCCUGUGCUGGUGGUCAGUGGAAGUGUGUGGACAAGGACUGUCCUGGCACCUGUGCUGUGGAGGGAGGAUCCCACAUCAACACCUAUGAUGGAAAAGCCUACACCUUCCAUGGGGACUGCUCUUAUGUUUUGACCAAGGACUGUGAUGGGAUGCAAUUCACUGUACUGGGUGAUCUGGUGCAGUGUGGGCUUUCUGACAGUGAGACUUGUCUAAAGGCUGUUACCCUGUCCCUCUCAGAAGGAGCCACUGUGAUCAACAUACAACCCAAUGGAAAAGCCUUUGUAAAUGGAAUCUAUUCUCAGCUGCCUUUUUCUGCUGCUGGAGUAACUAUUUUCAGAGCCUCCUCAUUUUUCAUCAUUGUCCAGACCACCUUUGGCCUCCAGUUGGAAAUCCAACUCUCACCAAUCAUGCAGGUCUAUAUUGCUGCAAGCACCGUUUGGCAGCAGAGAACUUGUGGUCUUUGUGGAAACUUCAACAACAACCAAGGAGAUGAUUUCAAGGUCCUGAGUGGAGUGACUGAGGGCACAGCCAUUGGUUUUGCAAACACCUGGAAAACACGAGCCAGCUGCCCAGACAUCAAGAGUAGCUUUGAAAGCCCCUGCAGUUUAAGUCUUGACAAUGAGAAGUAUGCCCAGCACUGGUGCUCUCAGCUGGCUGAUCCUAAAGGGUUGUUUGCUCCAUGCCACACAGCGAUAAGCCCAGACAUGUACAAAGAAAACUGCAUGUAUGACAGCUGUAACUGUGAGAAGAGUGAGGACUGCAUGUGUGCUGCCGUCUCCUCUUAUGUCCACGCUUGUGCUGCCGAGGGAAUCCAGCUCAGCGGCUGGAGAGACACUAUCUGCAACAAAUACUCCACCUCGUGCCCUAGCACCAUGGUCUACAGCUACAGCAUAAAAAGCAGUGAUCGCUCCUGCCGCUGCUACAGCGACUCUGACUUUACCUGUUCAAUCACCUUCGAGUCUGUGGAUGGGUGUGUCUGUUCUGAGGGAACCUACCUGGAUGAUGAGGGCAAGUGUGUUGCACCAGCCAGCUGCCCUUGUUAUUACAAGGGCUCAGUGGUGUCCCCUGGAGAGGUCAUCAGCAAGGAUGGAACCAUGUGGUAUGGACCAACAUGUGUUGCACCAAUGGUUUUCUUCAACUGCUCCAGUGCAAGCCCAGGAGUGAGAGGGUUAGAGUGUCAGAAGAGCUGCAACAUUCUGGAUAUGGCCUGUAUCAGCACAGAGUGCAUAUCAGGCUGUAUGUGUCCCUCUGGACUGGUAUCCGAUGGAAAAGGAGGCUGCAUCAAGCCAGACCUUUGUCCUUGUUCUCACAAUGGAGCUACUUACCAACCAGGAGACAGCAUCAAGGUCGACUGCAAUACCUGCACUUGUAAAGACAGAAAAUGGCAGUGCACAACUAACCUGUGCCAUGGAACCUGUGCCAUUUAUGGAGAUGGACACUACAUUACUUUUGAUGGGAAACGAUUCACUUUCGAAGGAGACUGUGAAUACACUCUUACAAAGGACUACUGUGAGAACAACAAUGCCAACGGCAGCUUCAGAGUCAUCACUGAGAACAUCCCUUGUGGAACAACAGGCACCACCUGCUCCAAGGCCAUUAAGCUCUUCCUGGGGAACAAUGAAUUAAUUCUGACAGAAGGGAACUACCAAGUCGUUGAGAGAAAUACAGGGGAGGCGGUUCCUUACCAGAUUCGCACAAUGGGUAUCUACCUUGUGAUUGAAGCCAAUAAUGGUUUGAUUCUCAUGUGGGACAGGAAAACAAGCAUGUUCAUCAAACUUAAUCCACAGAUAAAGGGACAUGUCUGUGGUCUGUGUGGAAACUAUGAUGGCAACGCAAACAAUGACUUCACUACCAGGAGCCAGGCAGUGGUUGUCAAUCCUCUAGACUUUGGAAACAGCUGGAAAGUCUCUGCAAGCUGCCCCGAUGCAAAGAGCAAAAGGAGCCCCUGUACUGCCAACCCUUACAGGCAGUCUUGGUCACAGAAGCAGUGCAGCAUCAUACAGAGCAACGUUUUCACAGACUGCCAUUCUAAAGUGGACCCCUCUCCUUUCUACGAUGCUUGUGUGACAGACUCAUGUGCUUGUGACAGUGGUGGAGACUGUGAGUGCUUCUGUACCGCUGUGGCAGCUUAUGCAGAGGCCUGUAAUGAGGCUGGAGCCUGCAUAGCCUGGAGAAACCCACAAAUCUGCCCACUGUUCUGUGAUUACUACAACCCCACUGGAGAAUGUGAGUGGCACUACAAGGCAUGUGGAGCUCAGUGUAUGAAGACCUGCAGGAAUCCCUCCGGGAGCUGCUCAACUCAGAUACCACCUCUUGAAGGUUGCUAUCCAAAAUGUCCUCCUGCUCAACCCUUCUUUGAUGAAGAUAUAAUGAAGUGUGUGGAGAAGGAGCAGUGUGGCUGCUAUGGCAGAGAUGGAAAACACUACAAUAAUGGAGAAAAAACAAAUAGUAGUAGUAGUCGUAGUAGUACCAAUAGUAGUAGUAGUACCAAUAGUAGUAGUAGUAGUAGUAGUACCAAUAGUAGUAGUAGGAGGAGUAGUAGUAGUACCAAUAGUAGUAGUAGGAGGAGUAGUAGUAGUACCAAUAGUAGUAGUAGUUGUAGUAGUACCAAUAGUAGUAGUAGGAGGAGUAGUAGUAGUACCAAUAGUAGUAGUAGGAGGAGUAGUAGUAGUACCAAUAGUAGUAGUAGUUGUAGUAGUACCAAUAGUAGUAGUAGUUGUAGUAGUACCAAUAGUAGUAGUAGGAGGAGUAGUAGUAGUACCAAUAGUAGUAGUAGGAGGAGUAGUAGUAGUACCAAUAGUAGUAGUAGGAGGAGUAGUAGUAGUACCAAUAGUAGUAGUAGUUGUAGUAGUACCAAUAGUAGUAGUAGGAGGAGUAGUAGUAGUACCAAUAGUAGUAGUGGUCGUAGUUGUAGUAGUACAAAUAGUAGUAGUGGUUGUAGUAGUGGUCGUAGUAGUAGUAGUACCAAUAGUAGUAGGAGUAGUAGUAGUACCAAUAGUAGUAGUAGUAGUAACAGUAGUAGUAGUAGUACCAAUAGUAGUAGGAGUAGUAGUACCAAUAGUAGUAGUAGUACCAAUAGCAGUAGUAGUAGUAGUACCAAUAGUAGUAGUAGUACCAAUAGUAGCAGUGUUCGUAGUUGUAGUAGUACCAAUAGUAGUAGGAGUAGUAGUAAUUGCGCCGAACACGUCAGAUGGACUGAGACUGAGGACGACCGACAGUGUGAGACUGAGGACGACCGACAGUGUGAGACUGAGGACGACAGACAGUGUGAGAUUGAGGACGACAGACAGUGUGAGACUGAGGACGACAGACAGAGUGAGGACGACAGACAGAGUGAGACUCAGGACGACAGACAGAGUGAGACUCAGGACGACAGACAGAAUGGGAUCACUAGUGAAGGGGGUUAG